CACCUCCUUCCAAUAUUGACUCAACUCCACUUACUUUGCCCCCUAGCUGACUCUCUCUCUCUCUCCCCCUUGUGGACAUUUUCCCUUAACUUUUACCUUUGAGCUUCACCAAUACCAUUGCCUCUAAUCUCUCUGUUUUUCUCUCUACAAUGGCUUCCCCAUCCCUGUUCUCCUUCUUCCUCCUCCCCAUCCUCCUCUCUCUCUCACCCACCCUCUCCACCAACUCUGAAGGAAAUGCAUUGCACUCUUUGAGAAGCAGACUCUCUGACCCCACCAAUAUACUGCAGAGCUGGGACCCUACUCUUGUCAAUCCUUGUACUUGGUUUCAUGUGACCUGCGACUCCAAUAAUCAUGUUGUUCGAUUGGACUUGGCCAAUUCUAACAUUUCUGGAUCUUUGGGUCCGGAGCUUGGUGAACUUAAGCACCUACAAUACUUGGAACUUUAUAGGAAUAACUUUGGAGGGAAAAUCCCAAUGGAGUUGGGUAACUUGAAAAACCUCAUUAGCAUGGACUUAUAUGCCAAUAGAUUUGAGGGAAAAAUCCCAAAGUCGUUUGCCAAAUUAAAGUCUCUUAGAUUUCUACGGCUAAAUGACAACAAGCUAACAGGAUCAAUUCCGAGGGAACUUACUACUCUUUCCAACCUCAAAGUUUUUGAUGUUUCUAAUAAUGAUCUUUGUGGAACAAUUCCAGUUGAUGGCCCCUUCGGAAGUUUUCCUAUGGAAAGUUAUGAGAACAACAGACUUUCUGGACCCGAACUGAAAGGGUUGGUGCCCUACGACUUUGGAUGCUGAAGAUGCAUAGAUGGUGUUGAAAAUCAUUACAGACUAUAUACAUAGCAGUUUUUAUAUAUAUCUCUACAUUGUGUAUUGUAACUGCAGCAAACUUGAAGCAGUUUAAGUUUACAAGCAAUACUAAGUGUGCUAAUAACGAGCUUGAGAAGAUCAAGUUCAAUCUUUGCGCUGAACAUUCUUGUUGCAAGGAAUCAACAAUAUUAUAAAAUAGAGUGUCCCGUUCAAAACACGGUUUUUGUUAUCAUGGUUAAAAGUUUGAAUGUAAACUGUUUGGUAAAAGGAUGAACUUUAUAUCGUAAUAUAAACCGUUAUAUCUAAAUAAUCUUGACCGUUGUUAUGUUUUGUGUAAGGAGGACUAAGUAACUCUAGCCAA
Messenger RNA from Ilex paraguariensis (yerba mate), 1164 nucleotides. NCBI's taxonomy places the organism in Eukaryota, Viridiplantae, Streptophyta, Magnoliopsida, Aquifoliales, Aquifoliaceae. The record is from the annotation of a GenBank genome assembly.